Molecule: messenger RNA, 1441 nt
Organism: Girardinichthys multiradiatus
Lineage: Eukaryota; Metazoa; Chordata; Actinopteri; Cyprinodontiformes; Goodeidae
Exons: 5
Coding region: 59-931 (290 amino acids)
Biological process (GO): regulation of cell differentiation
Cellular component (GO): membrane
Source: RefSeq, a predicted model, not a curated record
UCCGCAUCAGCCUCUCUGGGUUUUGCUUCAGUCCCUGUAGCUGUGCUGACCGACAAACAUGAGCACAGCAGGUGUUCAUCAAGGCUUCCUCAGGAAAUAUGGGGGCUUCAUGUUCAAGCAGUGGAAGGAAAAGUACCUUGUGCUUACUAUGGAGGGAAGCCUGCUGGUGUGCCGGGAUGCGGAGUCCCCCCCAGACCAGGUGGUGGCGAUACAAACCAACUGUGACUCAAUUGCUGAGGGCCGAGAGAUCCUUGACCUGCCCAGGUUACCUCCAGGGGGCAGGAGGGACUGCUGCUUUGCCCUUAUCUUGUCACAGAGCAAGUUCCUGCUGCUUCUUUCCGACAACCCUGAUGACUGCAAUCUUUGGCUGAAGCUGAUCAGGAAAGUGAGAGAGGGUGUGAUGUCACACCCGACCCUUCAGAGACAACAGAGCCUCACACCCUGCAUCACAGAUAGAGAGCCGCUGCCCGACUUAUCCAGUGAUAAAGACCCUGGCUCGCCCAGGGUUGGUGGGGUGACGCCACCUCUGUCCCGGGUCAGUGAGCGGGGAGGCUCAUUCAGGGACAGACAGCAAGCUGCUGGACCGAGGCAGCCUCUGCGGAGUGUCUCUGUUGCCCCACCUCAUAGUGUGUCUGAUUGCCUUCGUCAUGGCAACAGCAGUGAUGCCCGGGCGGUGAGGGCGGUGUGUUUGCUGAUGGGUGGGGCAGCGGCCUCGUCCGCUUUGGGCUACCUCAGCUCCUGCUCCCCGACCUCGCCCCUGGUCACCAGAGUCCCAGAGAUUGCCCAAGGCUCCGGGGCAUUCUCAGAUCUUCCCACAGGAGGCUCCUUCCACGGCUGCAGCCAGGAUGUGGACUCCCCACAUUUCAACAGCUUCGACUUUGAAGGAGACUCCGACUUUGAUGCAUUUGACUGCGGAGGAUUUGCCUUUUAAUUGUGUGCAGAAAGCAAAAGAAACUGUUUAUAUGACCAGCUUUCUCAACAGAAUCUCUCAAUCAGUAUUCCUUUGUAAUAAAAUGUUUUUGCUAAUUAAUUAUUAAGUCAUCUUUACAUCUUAUGUAUAAAUUAAUGAAGGUGUUCUUCCUGGCUCCAUGCCCAUACUCUUAAAGUAAAUAAUUGAUCAUCUUGUCACCGCUGAUCUCUGACUGUGUGUGUUGUUUCACUUUUUCCAUGCCACACAGUGGCCUGACUGAGGGGGGAUAUUUGAUUCUAGACAUAGAAAAUUACUUUUAUAGUAACAUUUUAUCCCAAAUUUGUUAUUAUCUGUGUUCUUUUCCUACUACUUUUCUUGUAACUCUGUUAAAUGUCUACUGUGCUGACUGAUCUACAAACUCCUAUUUACAUUUUCACCUGAUCUGGGAAGAAGAUCUUUUACCUACCGUUGGCACAGGGAUUUAUCAUGGAGUGAUGGAGAACUGUAAAUAAAACCUGAAAUCACCGUGAC